AUGACGGACAACGCCGAGGCGGCCGGCGACGCCCAGAUCACGUUCAAGGUCAAGACGUCAUCGGAUGGCAACCACGUCAUCACCAUGGCCGAGGCGGCAACAGUCCUCGAACUCAAGACGAAGCUCGCCGGACAAGACUUGGAGAACAUCCCGAUCGAGCGUCAGAGGUUGAUCUACUCGGGGCGUGUCAUGAAGAACGACGACACGCUCGGGUCCUACAAGAUCAAGCCCAACAACACCAUUCACAUGGUCAAGAGCGCCGCCAGCAACCCGACCCGGCCGGCGGCGACGUCGGCCUCGACCCCGCCAGCCAUUCCCGCAAACAUGGCCUCGGGCACCGCCAACAACCCCCUAGCUGGCCUCACCGGGGCCCGAUAUGCUGGUCACCAGAUGGGUCCGCCGAUGGACGAGGAUGGCAUGCGCCGCAUGAUGUCGGACCCGAACGUGCAGCAGGCGGUGAACGAGGCCUUCAACAACCCCGAGUUCGUCAACAUGAUCAUCCAGUCGAACCCGAUGUUGCGUAACAUGCCCGGUGCCCGAGAGAUGAUGCCGUACCUGCGACAGGUCAUGACCAACCCCGACAUGAUGGAGCGUGUCAUGCAGAUGCAGAGGGCCAUGGCAGGCGGCGCCGGCAGCUUCCCGGCACCCGGAGCGACGGAUUCGACCGCCGCCGCCGCCGCCGCCGAAGCGGAGCAAGGGAAUGCGAACGACGAGCGAAACCCGCUGAUGAACCCGUUCAUGAUGGGUGCCAUGGGCAGGGCCCCAGGUGCCGGCAACGACCACAUGGAAACGGACAUCAACCGGAUGCUCCAAGCCAUGAACAGGGCGGGACCCAACCAGUUCGGAGGCCUGUCUGCCGCCGCCGGCACGGACGCGACGCCACAGCAGGAGUCGCGGGACGGCCAGGCCACCGCUGCCGGUCAGCAAGGAGCGGAUCGGCCCGAGGGUGCGGCAAGCCAACAGGCUGCGAACCCUUUCGCCGCCUUGUUCCCGCCGUCCGGGGAUGCCGGCCUGGCCAGCAAUCCGUUUGGCAUGAGCCCCGAGAUGAUGCAGCAGAUGAUGCAGAUGCUGGGUGGAGGAGGGGCGACUCCAAACCCGCCAGCCGACAACAGGUCCCCGGAAGAGCGGUAUGCCGAGCAGCUCCGCCAGCUCAACGACAUGGGCUUCUUCGACUUUGAUCGCAACGUGGCGGCGCUGAGACGGAGCGGCGGGAGCGUCCAGGGCGCGAUCGAGCAUCUGCUGAACGCGACGGACUGA
Drechmeria coniospora is the source of this 1257-nucleotide messenger RNA. RefSeq lists its product as uncharacterized. Lineage: Eukaryota; Fungi; Ascomycota; Sordariomycetes; Hypocreales; Ophiocordycipitaceae. Gene Ontology annotation, cellular component: cytosol. The transcript has 2 exons. Gene Ontology annotation, molecular function: polyubiquitin modification-dependent protein binding. Gene Ontology annotation, biological process: ubiquitin-dependent protein catabolic process. The record is from RefSeq and is a predicted model, not a curated record. The coding region runs from base 1 to 1257 and encodes 418 amino acids.